AUGGCCGAAGGGAUCGACACUUUGCAACCCCUGUACUCGCGUUCGGAGAGGUUGUUUUCUGACGGCCUCUCUUUAACGCAGCGGAUGGGUCUCGUCAUAUUGCUCGACGAGACCCAGAACAUUUACAAUCAGCUGGGCACGAGGCUCUCAGCUGUCCCACGCCGGUGGAUAGCCACGCCAGCGGACGAGGUAACUCGUCUGGACGCCAUUCACAUCGCGGUGGCUAAAAAUACGCUCUACCAGGAAGCGUUGACCGCCGCUUGA
This is a messenger RNA of Peronospora matthiolae, 264 nucleotides long. Lineage: Eukaryota; Oomycota; Peronosporomycetes; Peronosporales; Peronosporaceae. The record is from the annotation of a GenBank genome assembly.